Messenger RNA from Lasiodiplodia theobromae, 4668 nucleotides. RefSeq names its product Mediator complex subunit Med13. Gene Ontology annotation, biological process: regulation of transcription by RNA polymerase II. The record is from RefSeq and is a predicted model, not a curated record. Gene Ontology annotation, cellular component: mediator complex. Gene Ontology annotation, molecular function: transcription coregulator activity. The transcript is spliced from 6 exons. The coding region runs from base 1 to 4668 and encodes 1555 amino acids. Lineage: Eukaryota; Fungi; Ascomycota; Dothideomycetes; Botryosphaeriales; Botryosphaeriaceae.
AUGGAUUCCAUCAAAAGCAGCACUACCAGUGUGUCCGCCGUCAAUGGCUAUGCCGUCGUUUCAUACCGCACCUUUUCUGCUACUUCAUCUGUCGACGCUCCGAACGCCAAGGCUGCUGAGCUGGAUGGCUUAAGCUGCGUCGAGGCUCGCCUUCGCGAGGCAAAGCGCCUGGUCUAUGUCGAUAGACUCAAGCAGCUUCUGUGGCUUUUCGAGCCUGGCAGCAAUCCUCCAGCCCUGGAUCAUGGCUCUCUGCAGAGUCAACAGCUGAACGGCCUCCAGUUGGCUGCUCAAUCCGAGGGUGAUUUGAAGGCUGCUGAACUGGCAAGGUUCACCGGCCGCCUCCCAGCUUCUCAGUCGGGGCUGCAGCACGGCUCUGCUGCCACUAAUGCUCGUGCAAUCCAAGCUGCCAACGUCCGCGCCUUUCAGGCAAACCAGCAAUCAGCCAACAGCGCCGAUGCCUCUCGCCAGCAUGACGCCCUUUCCGUCUACGAAUCUUUCAUGUCCGCUGUCAUUGGUUCUAUUUCCUAUAACUUGUCUCGCUUUCAUCAUAUGAUACCCCUGAACUAUCGUACUUUUGUUUCCUAUUCCAGAGCCACGAACCUAGCCGACAGAGAUGACGACGACGACGACGAUACAAACAUCCUUGGAGGACUCAGCUGUCUCCUUACCACCUUGGACGCCCAUUUGUCGACCGCCGGAACAUUGGUAAUUUCUACUUCCGUCUCAACUACCAACAGUGUCUACCAGCUUGAGAAAAUUCUCUCGUUGUACGAUGUGCACGACGAUUUUCUGGGAGAGCUUGUCCGGAUUUCUCCUUGCGGCAUCAUAGCCAGAUACGUUGGCCACGAAACAUCUGCAGUCGGUAGCGAGCGCCAUGGCUCAGGCCCAACAAGACGGUCGAGAGCAACCCAGCAGUGGAAAGCAGACACUUUAAGAUGGCUCCGUAUGAAAGGUCUUGUCCUUCCAGACAUGAACGAGGAAGGGAAAUGGGUGCGAAUUCAGCUUCAGCCUAGUGCACAGGCAACAAAAGACUUGAACGAUCCCUCUGCAUCUCUUUGCCGCGAGUGUCUUUGGCCUGCCGCUCUGUGCUUUUUGUACAGCGCCGGACGGAGUGAGGGGGACCUGGAAUCUCUCGAAGCCCUCCAUCCGACUGGCCAUCAGGAUGACCAGGAUUCUGGUGUGAUGUGGUGGCAGGGACCUGGGAAGAGCGGGUUUACGGACCCCUUGUGGCAAGCAUGGAAUUGGUUCCUAGGUGGGCCUGCUGAAGCUGACAAUAACGAUGAUCUUUUUGAGGAUAUGGACGAAGAGAUGUUUGGAGCAAAUGAUGUCACGGAAGCGGACUUCAAUUUUUUUGACGAUGGAGACGGCGGAUUCGGAGAUCUCAUGGACGUAUCCCAACCAGCAACAUUCGAAGAGCAGAAGCAGAACAGUAGUCCUGCAAACACCAGGUUCGAAGGCGUAUCGCCGAUGAUCCAAGUAGCAGAUGCGGAGCAGACCGAAGUUGAACCUUCGACACUCAAAUCAGAGAUUGCUACCUCACCUGCUGCUCCACCUGAGAUCGACGUCCACAUGACUGAGAUUGAAGAACAUCCCAAAGCCGAAGACACACCCCCUGAGCAAGAACCCGAGCUAAAUGCAGCGAAACAUGAGGUUGCAGAGGAACCUGUGAUCGUUCGGGAACCUAGCCCUCCACUUAGUCCAGCACGGAUUAACCAGAAGCUGUUUGGAUCGCCACACGUUGGCGAGUCAGAAACAGAUGUCAAAGAUUUCGCAAAGGCGAAAGCGGAUGGAGGAGCAAUGUUUGACACGGUUGGUUUCAGCCAGAAGAUGCAACUUGCAGAUUCCAAGUAUGCUGCUGGUGGCCAGUUCUUCUUUUCUGGAAAGGACCGGGAUCCGAGCACACGUUCACAAUCCGGUCAACUCUCGCGCCCGACCUCUUCCGCACAUUCUGCCACUCUGGAGAGAGCUUCUGAUCUCAUACGAAGUAUUGUUGUACCGAAACACACUGGCGACGACUCGUACAUGAAAGAUGGUCUCUCCGACGACAGCGACAGUUAUAGCGACAUAUCUGUCAGCACAGGCUCGUACGAUGAAGAGACCGGCUCCACGAUGCUUGGACAGGAAUCAGGCUUACUGGUCCCGAGCCACAGAAAACUGGGUUCUUCGACCGUUGGGACUCCGGGUGUUGGUACACCUGGAACGCUGCAACUUGAUCCAGGCAGUCAAGAUAUGCUCUUGGGCGACGCGGACGGCUUUGUACCUGAGCUACCGCCACUUUCCUCCCUCGAGCCGACUCCUUCGGACUGGUCUCUGGGCAGUCUACCGCCACCAAUUGUCAAGGUCAGACGGCGGUAUGGGGGUGAUCCCAGGUCACGAAGGGGAUCAUUCUCACUCGCUUCAGCUGCUUCAACACCUUCUUCAGAUGGCCGUUCGGAGGCUGUUGUGGAGCCACACCCGCUCAAUCUCAAGGAGGUCAUCAACAUCACCCAAAUGCUGGCAGAUCAGAUUAUUCACAGCUCGCUGGAUUUGAUCCCAGAAGAUGAGGAACCGAAUCAAGUCUGCACACGAACUCAGACUGGUGGCCUCCGCAAGCUUUUCCCGAUCCAAACGGUCCAAAAUGCUGUCAGAGAUCUCUUCCAGCAAAUCAGCGAGUGCGACAUGCUAAAUGACCAGCUGAGCGAGCCAAUCACAAGCUUUCUCGAUAACAUAAGUAUGGCCUACGAGAGCAGCAAGUUCGGUACGCACGUCCGCGGUCCCGAUAUCGAACAUAUAUCCAACGGUGGUCUGGUGCCUGCCUCGAUCAGUGUUCACGAGAGCGAUAACUGGAAGCCAACCACUCAAAGCUGCCUCCAGUCUAUCCGCGACACUUGCUCUUCCCUGGGGAGGCAUUUGUCGAGAGUAGACUUCAAGAAGGUUACUAAGCCUGAAGACUCUUCUCAACCAGACGCCAUCGUUGUCUACCUUGUCAAUCCCUUCUCUGACCCGCACAAUCUCUGGCAGCUCUGCUCCGCUUUUUGGGCUUUGUUCCAAGCGUACCUUCCCUCGUCCUCUAGAGCAUUGGAUGCAACGAGGCCCGAGUUGGUCCUUCAGCUGGUCCCUGUCAAAUGCAUAGCUUCUUUUGAGGCCCCCGUAGUCCUUGAACCGAGUCUUCUGGCGAGACUCGCCCGUGAGGUCUAUGAUAGGUGUCCUCCGAAAGAGCCUAGCGCUGACCAUACUGCGCUCAGCAUCUACUCAGCACCUUCUAUUCAACUUGAGGAAACUUUGCCAAAGUCUAUUCCAUUCAGAGUGACGGCCGAGCCUCCAUCGGACCUGCUUCACGAAAAUUCCUACAUACAUGUGGGCUACGCUGUCAGCGUGGACGGCUCUUGGCUCACAGCGGCUUGGACAGACAAUCCCGGAAAGCACCAAGCUACAGCCUCGUACUGUCUGAAUAACCGCUCUUUUGUUGAAGUCGCACGGGAGAUCCACCAGACUUCGUUGGAGAUUAUGUCUGCUCGACGGGUGACCUGGAGGCUCUGCAUUGCAAGGGCCGGGGUGAUGGAGCGCGAAGAGCAAGAUGCAUGGCAGGCACUCGUGACAAGCCCAUGUCCGCUUGUGAUCGGAACAGCAUUGAUCUCCGUGGACCCAAACCCGCCAUUCUGUAUAACAUCCAGCUUACCUACUCUCACAUCCACAAUGAACCAGAACUCGGGCAACACGGGCGUAUCGACACCAGGAAACACGCCACAGCCCGGCGUCUCCCCAGACGCCCACGGCUUCACACCCGCCGCAACCCCUUCCGACGGCAACACCAGCGCUCCAGCAGUCGACCCGUCCAGCGACCCGGACGCCCGCCUCGUCGACGUCACGGACGAGUCGUGGGGCGUCAUCCUCCAGCACCGCCUGCACAACUCCAACUCGACCACCGAAUUCCGCCCCUCCCUCGCCAGCGGCUACCUCGUCAAACGCGGCGCCGACGGCAACAGCAGCAACACCACCGAGGGCACCACCACCACCACCACCACCACCACCGGCGGCAUCGGCAUCGGCAGGUCAUCAGACCACCCGGACUCCCCGCGCGGCCCCAUCGCCGUCGGCGUCAACCUCCUCUGGAUCGGCAGCACGCCCGGCGGCCACCAACCCCAACGCGCCGCCGCCGCCGCCCAGGCCGCCGCUGCUGCGGCCGCUGCCGCUGCAGCAGCUGCCCAACAGCAACAGCAACACCACCAUCACCACCACUCCGCCGUCGCCACCCCCACCCCGCACAACCCAAACAUCAGCAUCCCCCUCCAGCACCUCGAAGCCGCCGCCGCCGCAGCCGGCGCCAACAACAAUUCCGCCAACGGCAACAGCAACGGCAAUGGCGGAUCUGCCCUCAGCACCGGCAGUGCCGCCGCGAGCGCCGGGCCGAGCGCCGUCAGCAGCGCGCUGCCGUCGCCUGGUGGUGCUGGUGCGGGGCAAGGAGGUGGAGGGGGAGGGGUUGGUGGGACCGGUGUGGGAGGUAGUCCUUUUGCGGCGAAUCAGGCGCGCACGACGUAUGAUACGGUGUUGAGGGAGUUUUUGAUCACGUAUAGGGGGUUGGGGUUGUUGGCGCGGCUGAAGGGGAUGAGGGGCACCAGGGGCGGCGCGGUGCCGUGGCAUAUUGCGGCGGCGGUGAGGGGGGUGAAGGCUUUUGAGAGGUGUUUGUGA